Messenger RNA from Aplysia californica (California sea hare), 1546 nucleotides. RefSeq lists its product as uncharacterized. The record is from RefSeq and is a predicted model, not a curated record. Gene Ontology annotation, molecular function: protein binding. Lineage: Eukaryota; Metazoa; Mollusca; Gastropoda; Aplysiida; Aplysiidae.
UGCACGCUUCUUGAAAGGAACAACUAAAUCAAAAGGAAGAAAUACUUUUCUUAGUCGACUUAAAAUUUUUGAGGUGUCAGAAAGGAGAUUCAACAAAUACUGAAGGUUAAAAAAGAUACACAAGAUGGCAGUCAGGAGCGGAACAAUAUCUUGGCCAAAAACACGGAUGUGGACAGAGCUGGACGUGGCAAACUUUGUAAGCGAGACAGGCUUCCCCCAUUAUGCACUUGGCUUCCGCCAGAACUGCGUCAACGGACAGAGGCUUGAGGAAAUGGACCCUUUUGAUUUUCAAAGGGACGUCAGAAGAAAGCAAUGGUCCCUUCCUCCUCUCGCCCCGCCCCCACACAUGAAAGCAGACGACAUGGUCUUGCCACUGAGGGAUCGAGGGGACAGGCUUUAUCGAUACCAGCAGCCGACACAGUCUUACCAUGAUCAUUGUAUGGUUAUUGGCCGGAUCGAUGACUGGAAGCGCUACAACUCCAAGUUUUAAGAAGGCGUGCGCUCGGUUUUGCUUUAAAAAGUUUAAUACUUCCCCUUUUUGCACCGUAUCUUUGCUUUGCCAUCUUGAUUAGAAGAACCCAUAAUAUACGGAUAAACAAAGCAACCCCUUUCCACAACCACAUGUGAUACCAGGAGUUCACAUCUCCCUGACCAAAAUGUUAACAUAAUACGAACCUCAAACUACCGGUAUGUGUCUACAGGAAAGCAGCCUUUAGUAUAAAUCAACCAACGUUCUUCAGUUAGGAAAAAAAUAAUGUUUAUCUGUACCGUGGUCUCUCGAACAGAACGCUGCACGUGCAUAAUGUUUUCAUUUAAGAAAUCCUCGCAAAAAAAUCUUCAUACUGGAACACAAGAUAAAAUUGGUUCUUUUGAGAGCAUAAUCUGUGUUGUCUGAGUCCUCCGAAAAGAUCACGGUGUGCCUUUAGCCAGAGAGCGAGAGAACAGUAUUUUGCACUUAAACAAUAGGAGUAAUGAAGCAGACGACAAAAACAACAAGUGUGGUGACCCCCUAAGCUCGAAUGUCCUUGGAAAGUGCAAAAUGCAAAAACCCACACUGAAUUGGAAAUAAAAGCUGUUGGGCCACAAAUAAAAUGAAAAAUUGCCAGUAGUUGAGGAAAAUGUCUGUGUUCUCAAUUUCAUUAUUUUCACGCACGUCUGAUUUUCCCGUGACGCCACACAAAUACUACAUUUUAAUCAUAUCAUUUAUACAAGCCAUUUCGACAUACUCGUAGCUCGGGGAAUACACAGUUCAAAUACUCGUAUUGUACCUAUCGAUAAAAUCAAACUAAAUUUAGGACUGCAAAUAUUCUAAAAGAGUCAUAAUAGACAGGAACACAACAACAAAAAUGAAAUACACAUAAAAAGCUUAAAAUUGCCAACAUCAACGACCCUUUAAAGACUUGUAGGUUUUGUACAAAAACUCUUUAUUUCACAAUCAAAACAAAAACGACAUCACCAGACGUCACAACAGUGGAGUUUUGUCAAAUCGUAAACAUAAUAAUCAAGACUCAUACUCAUGCGUUUUUGUUACAAGUAGCCUACUAAG